Molecule: messenger RNA, 782 nt
Organism: Salvia hispanica
Lineage: Eukaryota; Viridiplantae; Streptophyta; Magnoliopsida; Lamiales; Lamiaceae
Source: RefSeq, a predicted model, not a curated record
UAUGAAUUACUAAAAUGUAGUAUAAAAUUUAUGAUUUGAGAGAAACAAGCAUACUAAAACAAGUGAAGCAAUCAUGGGCGCACCACCGCCUCUCUUCACCCGCGUCCGCCUCGCCACCGCCGCCGACAUCCCCCACAUACACAGCCUCAUCCACCAGCUGGCCGUCUACGAGAACCUCACCCACGAGCUCCAGGCCACCCCAGCGGCCCUCUCCGCCACGCUCUUCCCCGCCGCCGCGCCGCCGCCGUUCGCCUCCUUCACAACGCUCCUCCUCGAGAUCUCCACGUCGCCGUUCUCUCCAUCCCAUGACCCGCACUUCGCGCCCCUCCUCAAGUCCUUCCACCUCCAGCUCCCCGUGGACGACGGAGAGGAGGAGAUGUCCACCGUGGCCGGAUUCGUGCUGUUUUUUCCAAAGUACUCGACGAUUUUGGCGAAGCCAGGAUUUUAUAUUCAGAAUAUAUUUGUGAGGGAAUGCUAUAGGAGGAUGGGGAUGGGGACUCUGCUUCUUUCGGCUGUGGCGGCGCGGGCGGCGGAGAUGGGCGGGGGGAGGGUGGAGUGGGUGGUGGCGGACUGGAAUGUGGACGCCAUCGCAUUUUAUGAGCGGCUUGGGGCGGAGAUAUUGACCGGGAGGAGUCUAUGCAGGCUCACCGGCGAAGCUCUUCAUGCUUAUGCUUUUUUGUAAUUUUGAUCAUUUUGUAAUUUUGGGUAAUUCACUCUACAACUUUAUUGUUGGAAUUUGAUGUUACUCAAAUCAAGAUAUAAUCUACUUGAUUUUUGUUUAA